Molecule: messenger RNA, 6886 nt
Organism: Xenopus tropicalis (tropical clawed frog)
Lineage: Eukaryota; Metazoa; Chordata; Amphibia; Anura; Pipidae
Gene: crim1
Product: cysteine rich transmembrane BMP regulator 1 (chordin-like)
Exons: 17
Coding region: 868-3960 (1030 amino acids)
Cellular component (GO): extracellular region
Molecular function (GO): enzyme inhibitor activity; serine-type endopeptidase inhibitor activity
Source: RefSeq, a predicted model, not a curated record
CUACUGGAGAGAACACGUCUUGCUGCCCCGCUGCUUACUGGGCUACUGAAUCCAGGGAACUGCUACAGAGUCUGAACUUGUCCAGUUCCAUAUGUGGAGCGGCUGGGCGGAUCGUCGGGACGGGGAACGUUCCAAUUAGAACUGCGAUUUGGGCUGGGGGAGUUGUCUUGCUUGUGAUGCAGCGAUGAAGGAGGAGAAAGCGUGAGCGGCUUGGGGCUGCGCUUUUUUUCCAAGAGCGAUAAACAAGAGAGAGGAGAAAAGUAAGAAGAAGAAGGAGCAUGACAGGCAGGGCGCAGGGAGUGCGAUCUUCUUGAUCUCAGCUUUCAGCGAUUUUAUCGGACCUGUUGCCUGGUGCUUCUUAGUUGCCCAUUGUUUCUAUUAUCCUUGGCUGCCCUGUUCGUACACAGGGAUAUCACCGGGAGGAAUUUUUUUCCGCUUCCAAUGAAAGAGGAGGAAGGAGGGAAAGAACUUUGAUCGCAGGAUAAAGGGAGACGCGCCGGAGCGCUGGAUUGCGUCUGGAUUUUUCGACCUGAGGGAAGUUGUCGCAAAACUCCGCUCCAGUGAAACUUUUCUCUGUAUUUAUUGUAAAUGGUAGCGAUCGGGGGCUCUGCGCGUAUAAUAACCAUAAUCAUGCUACUCCUGGGGUAUUUCCCAGUCUAGUCCGACUGUCGCAUCCCCUCUGGAUGCCCGCUUGGAUUUGGGAUGGACAUCUGAUUUCAGGAAACUUUGGCUCUAGGUCAAUUUUCUCGGCUCCAGGUAUUUCUGCAUUGGGACACCCCACUCAGUUGGAAUAUAAACAGGGAAGGCUGUUGAUACCUUCUGUUUCUGGUUAAUCUGCCCAUCGGGGCUGCUAAUCGCGGAGGAAGGAUGUACCUGCCGGGGAAGUUGCUGCGUCUGUGGCUCCUGCUUCUUGUGGUUUUGACGCUGCUGCCAGCGUCCGGCUGGGCUUUGGUCUGCUUGCCCUGCGACGAAUCCAAAUGCGAGGAACCCAAGAAUUGCCCGGGGAGUAUAGUGCAGGGCAUCUGCGGCUGCUGCUUCAUGUGCGCCAGGCAGAAGAACGAGAGCUGCGGGGGAGUCUAUGGGCUUCAUGGAGCCUGCGACAGGGGUCUGCGCUGUGUCAUCCGCCCCCCGCUUAAUGGCGACUCCAUUACAGAAUAUGAAGUGGGGGUUUGCGAAGAUGAGAACUGGGACGAUGACCAAUUGCAUGGCUUUGUCCCUUGCAAUGAAAACUUUGUAACGGGUUGCAACAUCAUCAAUGGGAAAUGUGAAUGUGAUACCAUACGGACCUGUAACACUCCUUUUGAGUUCCCCAGCCAGCACGCUUGCCUGACUGCUUUGAGAAGGAUUGAAGAGGAGAGGCCAGACUGCUCAGCAGCUCGGUGUGAGGUACAGUUCUCCCCGCGUUGUGCUGAGGACUCCGUUUUAAUAGAAGGCUAUGCCCCACCUGGUGAAUGCUGCCCACUGCCAAGCCGAUGUGUAUGCAAUCCAGCGGGAUGUCUAAGGAAAGUUUGCCAGCCUGGUUACUUAAACAUCUUGGUAUCCAAAGCAUCUGGCAAACCUGGGGAAUGCUGUGACCUUUAUGAAUGCAAACCAGUUUUCAGUGUGGACUGCAGUACAGUGGAGUGCCCUCCAGUUCAACAGGUCAUAUGCCCAUUGGAUAGCUAUGAGACGCAAGUCCGCCUUACAGCUGAUGGAUGCUGCACGCUGCCCACAAGAUGUGAGUGUCUCUCUGGCCUCUGCACUUUCCCUGUAUGUGACGCUGGAUCAAUCCCCCGCAUAGUCUCCCGAGGAGAUGGCACACCUGGAAAGUGCUGUGACGUCUUUGAGUGUGUUAACGAAACCAAGCCUGCGUGCAUUUUUAAUAACGUGGAAUACUAUGAUGGGGACAUGUUCCGUAUGGAUGCGUGCCGCUUUUGCCGCUGUCAGGGUGGCGUUUCCAUCUGUUUCUCAGCACAGUGUGGAGAGCUGCACUGCGACCGCUACUACGUGCCAGAAGGGGAGUGCUGUCCAGUCUGUGAAGAUCCUGUGUACCCAGUUCAUGACCCAGCAGGCUGUUAUGCCAAUGGACAAAUAAGAAGUCACGGUGACCGCUGGAGAGAAGAUGACUGCACCUUCUGCCAGUGUAUCAAUGGAGAACCUCACUGUGUUGCAACAGCUUGUGGCCAGAGUUGCUUGAAACCAGUUAAAGUGCCUGGAGAAUGUUGUCCUGUGUGUGAAGAACCAACAUAUAUUACUAUGGCUCCGCCCACAUGUGACAUGUUGAUUAACUGCACGUUGACUGAGAAGGACUGCACCUAUGGUUUUCGAUUAGAUCAAAAUGGAUGCCGCACAUGCCAAUGCAAAACAAGAGAGGAGCUCUGCACUGGUCUGAUAUCAGGCUGCGCAUUGGACUGCCCUUUUGGAUUUCAAACUCAUCUGCACAACUGUGAGAUCUGCCAGUGUCGGCCGCGGCCCAAGAAGUGCAAACCUUUGGUGUGUGACAAAUACUGUCCAUUUGGCUACUUGAAAAACAAGCAUGGUUGUGAAACAUGUCGCUGUAAGAAGUGCCCCGAUGCCCCUUGCAGCAAAAUGUGUCCAAUGGGAUUUGAACAGGACAAUCAUGGAUGCCGUGUCUGCAAAUGCAGGGAAGCAACAACUUCUGUGGUGCCCCCAGUCAAAACAGGCACUUGCUUGUCAAUGGAUGGUCGACGCCAUGAAAAUGAAGAGAGCUGGCAUGAUGGGUGUCGCGAGUGCUAUUGUCACAAUGGCAAAGAAAUGUGUGGACUCAUUACAUGUCCUGUUCCUGGCUGUGCUAGCCCCACUAUAUACCCAGGGCAAUGCUGUCCUUCAUGUCCAGAUGAUUCCAAUGCACGGAAUCCAGAACUUACAGACCCAUCCAUUUGCCAUGCUCCUGGAGGGGAGUACUUUGUUGAAGGUGAAACCUGGAAUAUCGACACUUGUACCCAGUGCACUUGCCAUAGUGGGCGGGUGUUGUGUGAAACUGAGGUCUGCCCACCUCUUCUCUGCCAGAACCCAACACGUACCCAGGAUUCUUGCUGUCCUCAGUGUCCAGAUGAUUCUCUGCAGCCCUCUGUACCAAGCAAUGAGAGUAUACCCAGCUACUGCAAAAAUGACGAGGGCGACAUUUUCCUGGCUGCUGAGUCUUGGAAACCUAAUGUCUGUACAAGCUGCGUCUGCAUGGACGGGAUUAUCAGCUGCUACUCUGAAUCCUGCCCACCCGUAACCUGUGAGAGACCGGUCCUAAGGAAGGGUCAGUGCUGUCCAUAUUGCAUAGAAGACACAAUUCCAAAGAAGGUGGUGUGCCACUUCAAUAGCAAAACGUAUGCGGAUGAGGAGAGAUGGGACAUUGACAGCUGCACACACUGCUAUUGCCUUCAAGGACAGACUCUCUGCUCUACUGUUAGCUGCCCCCCUCUUCCCUGUGUGGAGCCAAUGAAUGUUGAAAGUAGCUGUUGUCCUAUGUGUCCAGAAAUGUAUAUACCGGAACCCACAAACAUCCCUAUUGAGAAGACAAACCACAGAGGAAAGAAUGAGCUAGACAUGCCCCACUGGCCAACUCCUAGCGAGAAUGACAUAGUUCAUCACCACCACAGAGACAUGGGUCAUCUUCAAGCAAACUACAGAGAAUUGGAAAGACCACGUCUGACUGAAGAAGACUCUCUUCAUUCUGUUGCAUGGGUUGCAGUCCCUAUCAUGAUUGCUCUGGUUAUUUUAAUUGUUCUUUUUAUGAUCAAUCAGAAAAAACAGUGGAUACCAGUACCCUGUUAUAGAACACCUACCAAGCCAACCUGUCUGAACAACCAGCUUGUAUAUGUGGACUGCAAAAAAGGAACCAUGGUACAGGUGGACAGCUCCCAGAGAAUGUUGAGAAUGGCUGACCCGGACUCAAGAUACAGUGGAUUCUACAGUAUGCAAAAACAAAAUAACCUCCAGGCAGAUAAUUUUUACCAAACUGUGUGAGGAGUGCCAAUGCAACUGUUACAAGGAUUUCCCUUUAAACUGAAAAAAAAGGAAAAAAAAUUAAAAAAAAAGAUGAUAGGGUUGAAGAGAGACAAAAUUCUGCUAUUAAAAAAACCUAGAACCAUGCACUUGCUUAUUGGAUUAUAUUGGAUGUGUGACAUGUACAAUCGAGACCUUACUGAGACGAACUCUGUCUCAUGCAACGUGCCAAAAGAAACAUUCCCACUUUUCCCUUUGUAACAACUGACCAAGUGUUUUCUUAGAACCAAAGUAUGGAGAACUGGUUGAUGCAUAUAUGCUUGUAACAUAGCUGUAGAAACUUUUUUUUUUCGGUUGCUGGGGAGGAAGUUGGGGGAUUCGACAAAGGAGAGGUCGCUAAAGCAGUGAUGAAACAAGAACAAAUUGGAGAGGUUUGGGGGUGAAUAAAUUCCUUCAGAAAGAGAGGUUGGUCACAUGGGCUCAUCCAAGCAAAUCCCAUAAUGCUUCUGAAUCACAGACAAUGGCUUCUCCUGCAUCUCAGAUCCUGAAUACAUCACAGGAAGAGGAAUCAAAUCCCUGUGUAAUCAUACAGCUCUUGUUGCAACUUCUAAAUUAGCAAAGAAGCUACCAAAUCCAUAGCUGAUCUAUCUACAUUUAAAAUGCAAAUAAUAUCAUUAGUGAUAACCAUCUGCAAAAAAUAGCAAAAGCAGAGAAUGAUGGUUAAGGUUCUGAAAUGAUAUACAAUGUGCUGCUUUUUUUUUCUUUUUACUUGGAUAUAUUUUUUUUUCUUUAAUGCUGAUUGGUCAGUCCUUGUUGGAUUCAGGCAAAAAUACAGAGGGCUUAUUAGUUUUUUUUCAUAUAUAAAUAUAUAUCUAUAUCUGAGCACUGGAUUUUUAUUUUUUUUUCCUGAGAGCAGUAUUUAAAGUAGAAAAUGUUUAAAUCAUCACCUUACUGUUCAACAGGCUUUCUUAUAAUGGCGGUGUUGAUGAAUAUGUAUUUCUUUCCUUUUUGUGAGUGUGUGUGUGCGUGAUCUUUUGUUACAUUUUUUUUUUUAUUGCGCUGCCCAGAAAGAACAAUAAUUCUAUUAACUUCUUUGCUACCAGAUAGGCUAGCUCGCAUGAAACGCAGAGGUUGAACAUGUCUGACACUGUCACUGGGAUUAGCUUGCUGGAGAAAGCUGAUGCUUCAAUGAAAAGGAGACAGUGGAGACCCAUAUUUUUUCCCUUUUUUAACCUGUUUUGUUCAUUAUUGUUCUAUUGGUUGAUGUUUUUCAUUUACUGGUUGCGCAAAUUAAAAAAAAAAAACAGCUGCCCUCGUAGGGAGCCGCUUAAAUUUGUAGUAUUCAAGCACCUUUUUUUUCUGAGCUGAGUUAAAAAAAUAAAUAAAUAAGAAAAAAAGUCAAAAAGGAGAUUAUGCGUCUUUAAACCUUAGCAUUAUAGGAAUAUUUAUGUAAAUGUAUAUUAUGCUAAAAAAACAAAAAGUAUUUGUGUGUGUAUGUAUAUAUAUAUAUAUAUAUAAAAAAAUAUAUAUAUAUAAUUUUUCUGUUUUUUUUUUUCUGUUGAAUGUAUUUUUAUCCAAGAAAGAGAAAUUUUACCCACAAUGGAAACAUUAAAAACCAGCAUUCCAUAUCAAGAGCUUAAUAGCUUGUCGGAGAAGGAAACAGACAUUUCUUAGUCUACCUAUAGUUUGUUUGCAUUGUAUGUUUUGCCUUGGUUCAUGUGUGCAUGUGUGUGAGACGACGUUGGUCUAGAGCUGAGGGUGCGUGAAGAUGACUACCCCAGUGACUUCAGCAAUUGCUAAACUGAGAGGGGGAGGAAUAUUUUAUUUAUUGUUUUGUUUUUUGUUUUUUUGCUUGAGUCAUGGAACAAGCUGGUGUCUUUCGAGGAGAAACAUAAACAGGACAAUUAUUAUUUAGUUAUGUUAGCCCCGUACAGGUUAAUGUAAAUAAAACCUUUUUUCUUAAGGAUGAUAGGGCUCAUUCACUAAAAUAGAAAAAGAAAAGUCCUAAUACAGUUGUCCAUUUUGUACCCCAGGCUAGUGUUGGGCAAUGCCAAGUAAAACUUUUCCUUUUAGUACCAUGUUGCCAUCUUCAUUGAUUUUCCAUGAUUCCCUUGUGGGUCUCCAAGACCUUUGGAAUGCACAGUAUAGUACUAUUUCCAAUGUUACUGUACUGCCCAUGUAAAAAGUCCUGGAAGCCUUGUCCUUUGAUUUCACCAAAGCAGUUACCAUUAGGAAGCAAUCAAUAAAUAGCUUUGAUUGCUUUACUACGAGUUACAAACUGAAAGCAAAGAUCUGGUCGCUGUGGGUAACUGCAGUGGAGCUGGCAGCAGCACGGACACCUGUAAAGGCAACAGAUAUCACAGCCAUUCUGUAAGGAUCACGUUCAGUUGUAAAUCAAAGGUCAUUUUAUUUUUGCAUUUAUUUACUCAAAAAUACAAUUAACAAACAUGUUAUUCAAGAGCCCUAAAAUCUAUAAUUUUCUGCAGUUUACUUGCGGGCUUAUAUUAUUUUUAAGCAAAGCUAUAAUAUGUGUUUCAGAGGUCACAAUGUCAUUACUGUGACCCUAUUCAAGUACAGAAGCUGGGGUAGCAAUUCAUUUCUGCAGAUUGUGUCCCAUGUUACAAGCUGGUCCAUACAAUCAGAAUAUACAAACUGUGCUUGCCCAUCAGAGGAGCAGGUUUUCUUUCAAAAUCAGAGGGGAGAUGAGGGGACAAAAAUUAGACUAAAUUAGAAUGGAUUUAGAUGUUGCUAGAAAUGGAAAGGAUACCAAAUCUUUUUGUCCCUCAGUAUUUGUCCAUUGGACAUUUUAAGCAAUUACUGUAUAUAUUCACAUUGAAAAGCUUCUAUAAAAGGUUUGGUGACUGUUUGCAGGUUCUGCCUUGUGUUGCUUAGUUCUUUGUCUUUCCCAUAAUCAUCAUAUCAUAUUAAAUCUCUUCUGUCUGAUAAA